Molecule: messenger RNA, 1549 nt
Organism: Trichogramma pretiosum
Lineage: Eukaryota; Metazoa; Arthropoda; Insecta; Hymenoptera; Trichogrammatidae
Product: zinc finger Y-chromosomal protein 2-like
Exons: 3
Coding region: 88-1449 (453 amino acids)
Source: RefSeq, a predicted model, not a curated record
GUACUUUUCGUCAGUUUUCACGUAUAGUUCGCUCGAUCAUCGUACUUAUAGAAAGAUAAAUUGUUAACGUAAUUCCAAGUGGGAACGAUGGAUCCCACUGGUUUAUUCAACUGUGCUGUCAGGGUAAAAGAGGAGCCAAAUGAUAUUUCUAGUAGUGAAAACGAUCGCGAGAUGAUUGACGAGAAACCCGAUCUAAAAAACUUUCAACCUUCACCAUUUCCACCAGAAAACUCAACACAUAUCCUUCGAAAAUGCGACGUCAAUCAUGAAAGUGAACUUGGUGACCAAACCGAAAUAGUUUUUGAAUGUGAAGACGUCAAGCCCAAUUUUAAUUUAUUAGCCAUCAAGAAAAUUGACGAUGAUUCGCCUAAUUACUCACGUAAUGUACAAUAUAGUAAAGAGUUUAAAAAUCAAAACAUAAUUAAAAAAGAACCUUCAAAUAAAGUAAAACUGGAAUUUUUUGGUGACGCUGCGGAAGAAUCGAAUUCCGACUGUGAAUUUAUCAAACAAGAUAAAAAAAGAAAAACUACAAAAAAGUUUAAUAACAAAUAUAACCUCAAAACACGCAGCAGCACAGUGCAUAAUAACACAACACACGCAUGCAGAAAGAAAUUCCUAACGAAGAGUAAUCUUAAAAAUCACAUUAAUGCGGAGCAGUUUGGUAUCACAUACGUGUGCGAUAUUUGUGGAAAUGUAUUCAAACGAAAAUGUGAUAUCAGAACUCACAUGGAUGGAGUUCACAAUGGUAUCACGUAUCCGUGUGAUAUUUGCGGAAAGAAAUUCUCGACGAAGGGUAAUCUCAAAACCCAUAUCAAUUCAGUGCACUAUAAAAUCACUCAUGAAUGUGAUAUAUGUGGCGAGUCAUAUACUCAAAAAGGUUCUCUCAAAACCCAUAUCGAUUCAGUGCAUCAUAAAAUCAUUCAUGAAUGUGAUAUUUGUGGCAAGAAAUGUUCACUAAAAGCUAAUCUAAAAAAUCACAUCGAUUCGGUGCAUCAUAAAAUCAUUCAUGAAUGUGAUAUUUGUGGCAAGAAAUGUUCACGAAAAGCUAAUCUAAAAAAUCACAUCGAUUCGGUGCAUAAUAAAACCAUUCAUGAAUGUGAUAUUUGUGGCAAGAAAUACUCAAAUAAGAUUAAUCUCAAGAGACACAUCGAUUCUGUGCAUAACGGUAACAAACAUAAAUGUGUUAAAUGUGAUAAGUCAUUUUCACGAAAAUAUGAUCUGAAAAUCCACAUCGAUUCGGUACAUGACAAAAUCAUUAAUACAUGUGACAUUUGCGGAAAGAAAUUCUCGACGAAGGGUAAUCUCAAAAUUCACAUUGAUGCGGUGCACAAUAAUAUCAUUCAUGAAUGUGAUAUUUGCGAGAAGAAAUACUCAAAUAAUUUUAAUCUCAAGAGACACAUCGAUUCGGUGCACAAUGGUGUCAAACAUGCACGUGGUAAAUGCGUAUAAGGUCAUAUAAAGAAGAGUAAUCUUAAAACCCACAACAAUAUGAUGCACAAUAUCAGAUGAAUCAAAUUUCCACUACAUGUUCUAAUUUAUACAUUUUUAA